Messenger RNA from Penicillium coprophilum, 4482 nucleotides. RefSeq lists its product as uncharacterized. The transcript has 6 exons. Gene Ontology annotation, molecular function: protein binding. Bases 1 to 4482 code for a protein of 1493 amino acids. Lineage: Eukaryota; Fungi; Ascomycota; Eurotiomycetes; Eurotiales; Aspergillaceae. The record is from RefSeq and is a predicted model, not a curated record.
AUGCGCGAUCUAUCUGUACAGAUCCAUGGGCUGGGUGGAGGCUCGAGGAAGACAUGGAGCUAUUCGUUCGAUCCGGGAAUGUUCUGGCCCAAAGAAUGGCUACCGGACGAGGUUGGGUUCAAGCACGUUCGCAUUCACAGUUAUGGAUAUAACUCAGACUGGACCACGAGAAAGGAGAGUCCCCUGACUGUCCACGAUUUCGGACAGGCCUUGCUGGCUGACAUCCACAAUUCUCCCUACCUCCGGAAGAAUGGUGAUAAUCCAAUUGUGCUCGUUGCUCAUAGCAUGGGUGGUCUGGUUGCGAAGAAGGCAAGCACACCACAUCGGGGGGCCGAUUUGGCCUCGCUUGCCAAGCUGAUGAGACAGUCUGCAGCUCUUGGGACAAAGGCUUUUCUUGGUGACCUCGUACCAGGCUGCGGCACUCUUGGCCAAAUUAAUGACGAAUUUCGGCAUGUUUGCGAUAAACUUCACCUUUGGUCGUUUACUGAGAGUAAACCGACAAACUUCGGCCUUACAGCCUCCCUGGUGGUGGAAAAGGAGUCCGCAGUUAUGGGGUUGCCCAAGGAACAUGUACAAUAUAUUGAAGCCGAUCAUCGUCAUAUCUGCAAGUUCGACUCACCAGAGAACCCGAACUAUAUCAUACUCCGAAGAGCCUUCCAGACAACAAUUGAGGACAUAGAGGCCAACAGCUCUCUUGACAUAUUGGACGAAUACCGAUUACAGAUGAAGACAAUCGCUUCGCUCCUGCGUAUCAGGCAGCGGACAGAUGCAAUCCUUCUGGCUACAAACGCAAAGCAACAUACGGGAACCUGUCAAUGGUUGACAGAAUGCCACAGAUUUCAGGAAUGGGUUGACAAUACAGUUGAUGAUCGGGAGGAUACUGAUCCACUAGAAGCAAUUUUAGAGCAUCCAGAGCCGAAGAUUCUAUGGCUCAGCGGCCGACCUGGAACAGGUAAAACGGUAGCUGCUGGCCAUGUUAUCCGCUACCUACGGACGUACAACCUCGAUUGCAGCUUCUAUUUCUUUGAACACAAGGACAAGACAAACGGAACAGUUGCCGCAUUUCUACGGUCUAUUGCCUUCCAAAUGGCGGAAUCCAGUUUUGAGAUCCGCCGCGCCAUUGCGUCGAUGGCAGAAGACGAUAUCAGAGUUAGUCACGACGACCACCAUCUGCUUUGGACAAGUCUCUUCGUCGAUUGCAUCUUUAGGGCGCAAAUCACAAGGCCUCAAUAUUGGGUGAUAGAUGCAGUCGAUGAAUGUUCGACUAAAGGCAUACCAGCUCUCAUCUCAAUGCUGUCAACCUUAGAAUCCCGAAGUCCGAUUCGCAUUUUCAUGACCAGUUUGCCCGGAGGACAGAUAGAACGGCUUUUUGCGCUCGAACGGACUCAAUAUUCCCAGAUUUCUACCGGCGAGGAGGGAUCUCUGAAGGACAUCGAAAUUUUUGCUAAAGCCAGAUGUCCUAGGGAUAGCGAUGUUGGGCCCUAUCAGGACUUGGCUAGCGAUGUCAUUUCCAAGUCUAACGGCAUAUUUCUCUGGGCCUCCCUGACGGUGGCUAAGCUAGAAGAUGCAUAUAGCGUUGAGGAUAAGCAAGAUGUCCUCCUCCAAAUACCCCUCGAAAUGGACAUGUUUUACUCCCGCAUCAUCGCCUCGAUUGACAAGUCGCCAAGCUCUGAACUUGCAAAAUGUAUUCUCAAAUGGACAAUCUGCUCACCCAACCCACUCCACAUUAAAGAGCUCACAGAGGCCGUCAGGCUAGACAUUGGUCGCACAUUGAUGGCAUCGGCAAAACAGCUUGAGACAUUGACUGGGCAUCUCCUGUUUGUUGAUGACGACUCCCGGAUCCACAUUGCGCAUCAGACAGCGUCGGCAUUUUUGACCCAGCAGAGGGAUGUCUUCUGGAUUGAUCGAACAAAAGCGCAUUCUCAGAUUGCGGAAGUUUGUCUCGAUGUUCUUUGCUCCUCCAAUCUUGUUCCGCCCAAUGUAUCUCGAAGGGGCACGACUACAGGAGGGACUGGAAAUGUUCACAUGCCACUUUUAGACUAUGCGACGUAUAACUUCUCGUAUCAUAUUGUGCACAGUUCAUCGUCUGCUAAAGCCCCUCUCACUUUGCUUAGCAAGUUCCUCAAAUCUAAUGUCCUGACAUGGAUCGAGAGGAUUGCUAAGACUGGCAGUCUGGAGGACCUUCAGCUCACAGCGCAACGGUUAAAGGCGUACCUAGGUCGACGAGCAAAAUAUGAGCCAGUCAGCAUGGAAAUACAGACUGUUGCUGCAUGGGCUGCCGAUAUGUACCGGAUCUCUGGGGCUUUUCAUUCCAGCUUGCUCAGGUCGCCGUCCUCUAUAUACUCUCUCAUCCCUCAUUUUUGCCCACCAAAGUCAAUUAUUAGGCAGCUUUUUGCCAAGCCAACAGUACGACUAAAGAUUGUGGGUCGGAUAGAAGACGACUGGAAUGACAGGUUAGCGUGUUACCUGUUUCCAAAAGAGGCAUCAGCCGUUGCCAGCAGUUUUCGUCUCCUUGCAGUUGGCCUUGCGAACGGCGACAUCCGGACGUACUACAUAUCUGGAUCUGGCACGUUCGAUGCUGCAGUUACACUGUCUCAUGGGAAAAGGAUCAGGCAAUUAGCAUUCAACCGAUCAUCGUCACUCCUCGCUUCUUGUAGCGCCAGGAAGCUGAUGGUAUGGGAUGUUCACGAGUCUCGCAGCCCAUCAUUUACAUGUCUCUGGUCGCAGGACAUUGAUUUCACCUCGUCCUGCAUAGUUUUUCAUCCGGACGGGAGUUCAAUACUUCUUGCAGACCACGAUCAGAGUAAAAUUGUCUCCUUUCAAGCUGCAGACGGCCUCAAACAAGAGUCUGUCCUCCUUCACUCAUCAUAUGACUCGGACUCCUCCGACGACAGUGAGGAAUAUGUGUCUUCGUGGACGCCAUCGCAACAGAUACGAUUUGAUCCUAGCCACAGGCUGGCUGCACUGGCUUAUCGAAACGCGUCCGUCUCGCUCUGGGAUCUGAACCAUGUUGAAAACAUUGGCACUUUUGAGAAGGCAGGCUUCGAAGAUGUCUAUGUCAUGCCACAAACUCUCGACAUGAUUUUCAACCCAGUCCCCGAGCUCGAACUCUUCGCCGUUACAUACAUGGACGGUGACAUUGUAACGUGCAAUCCAUGGACAUUGGAGCAGAAGAAUAAAUUUCACCUGCAAGGGAUGUUGGUUGCUCUGGCUGCCACAACAGAUGGACGGGUGUUGGCGGGGGCAACAGAGGAUGGAGGCAUCUACCUUUUCCUCUUCGAGACACUGCAACCCGUGUACCAGAUUAGCCGACCUAUUGACCAGCUUCAGGUCCAUGGUAUCUCAUUCUCGGCAGAUAAUCUCAGACUGUUUGACAUUCGGGGACAGUGCUGCAAUAUAUGGGAGCCCCCAGUCCUCGUCCGGAGGGAUGAGUUAGAUGACACUCCAUCGGAAUCUCAUAGCGAGGUUGUCAGCCUUCCACGGCCCCCAGCCUCUCAUCCACAUGUUUUUCAGUGGGGAGAAGCAAUUACUGCCAUUGAAGAUUCCACUAACGGUAGUUUCUUAUUCGCGGGGCGGCAGGAUGGCAGUAUCGAUAUACGUGAGUCAAACUCGGGCGACCUCAUCGAUAAACUGAUGUUGCAUGACACAUUCGCCGAAGUCGAGUUCAUAGACUGGAACGAGAAAAACAGUUGUAUGCUCAGUGUGGAUAUCACUGGCCGCUGUGUUGUCACGCGAUUGCCGUCUAUUCGAAAAGGCACUAGGGUGCAGAGCACUUGUUUGCUAGAUCACCGCGAAUGGGCAUCUGUGCGACAGGCAUUUAUUGACCCAAACGCCGAAUCAAUAUUUAUUCGCACCGAGUCGAGCGUUAAAAUCAUAGACCUGAGUGGUUCCACGGUGGCGGAUUUGACGAGCCUUUCUGGGAGCUGGUGGGCGACACACCCGUCCAGCAACCAUCACCUCAUCGCCAUUUGUGACAGUAAACUCCACCUCUUCGAAUGGCGUUCUCUAAAGAGGUUGUUACAGACGGAUGGAGUGAGCCUUCUACCUCCUGAACUCGACAUGCAGAAAGCAAGCCAUCAGUGGGUAGGCGGUUCCAGUUCAAGCUAUCUAGUUCAGGGAGUCCUCGGGUCGAAGGCCCGAACAGGCCACCUUGUUGCAUUCGAAACUUCAAACAUCACUCCCGAAACCACAGGAGUGUCGCUCCAGAUACUCAAAUAUGACUCGUUGAACAUUCAGUACCUGCUGGGCUGCUUGAGGUCCAGCCUGUACUUUCUCGAUACGAGUGGAUGGAUUUGCUCGAUUAAACUGAAAAACAUGAGCAAGGCCACUCGAUAUACGCGCCACUUCUUCAUCCCGCACACCUGGCGUACUGGAGCUGACGUGAUCAAGAUCAUCUCAAAAACGGCAGUGGCAUUUGGACAAGGGGAGUGGCUGAUUAUCUUCCAAGGGUUCCUGGACUUAGACGAGAAGGUACCGCUUUAA